Nelumbo nucifera (sacred lotus) is the source of this 1957-nucleotide messenger RNA. RefSeq names its product ATPase, V1 complex, subunit B protein (gene VAB2). NCBI's taxonomy places the organism in Eukaryota, Viridiplantae, Streptophyta, Magnoliopsida, Proteales, Nelumbonaceae. Gene Ontology annotation, cellular component: proton-transporting V-type ATPase, V1 domain. Gene Ontology annotation, molecular function: ATP binding; proton-transporting ATPase activity, rotational mechanism. Gene Ontology annotation, biological process: vacuolar acidification; ATP metabolic process; proton transmembrane transport. The record is from RefSeq and is a predicted model, not a curated record.
UACUAUUAAUUUUUUCUUUGUGUAGAGAAGUCACUUGAGUGCCUAUUAUUGUUCAUCUUUUCCCCUAUCUGUCAGAUCUCCCUCUAUACGUCGUCUCUCGCUGUACAUCUCUCCCUCAGAGAUCAAAGGUUGAAGAUGGGUAUGGAACAGAAAAAUUUCAACAUGGAAGAAGGAACCCUAGAGAUUGGCAUGGAGUAUAGAACUGUCUCCGGAGUUGCAGGACCACUAGUUAUCUUAGACAAAGUUAAGGGUCCAAAAUAUCAGGAGAUUGUCAAUAUACGUUUGGGAGAUGGAACAACUAGGCGUGGGCAAGUCCUAGAAGUUGAUGGAGAGAAAGCUGUCGUGCAGGUUUUUGAAGGCACAUCUGGAAUUGACAACAAAUAUACAACCGUGCAAUUCACUGGAGAGGUUUUGAAGACUCCUGUCUCUCUGGAUAUGCUUGGUCGUAUCUUUAAUGGAUCAGGAAAACCAAUUGAUAAUGGGCCUCCCAUCUUGCCUGAGGCUUAUUUGGAUAUUUCUGGGAGUUCUAUCAAUCCCAGUGAGAGAACAUAUCCAGAAGAGAUGAUUCAAACAGGGAUUUCUACGAUUGACGUCAUGAAUUCCAUUGCUCGAGGACAGAAAAUCCCUCUAUUUUCUGCUGCUGGUCUUCCACAUAAUGAAAUAGCUGCUCAGAUAUGUCGUCAGGCUGGUCUUGUGAAGCGGUUGGAGAAGUCUGGGAAUCUCAUGGAGGAUGGAGAGGACAAUUUUGCCAUUGUUUUUGCAGCUAUGGGAGUAAACAUGGAGACGGCACAGUUUUUUAAACGUGAUUUUGAGGAAAAUGGAUCAAUGGAGAGAGUGACCCUUUUCUUAAACCUGGCAAAUGACCCCACCAUUGAACGUAUUAUUACUCCUCGAAUUGCUUUAACCACUGCGGAAUAUUUGGCGUAUGAAUGUGGGAAGCAUGUUCUAGUCAUAUUAACAGAUAUGAGCUCCUAUGCAGAUGCACUCCGUGAGGUAUCUGCUGCCCGAGAGGAAGUGCCAGGAAGGCGUGGCUACCCUGGGUAUAUGUAUACUGAUCUGGCAACAAUCUAUGAACGUGCUGGACGUAUUGAAGGACGAAAAGGCUCCAUCACACAAAUACCUAUUCUAACCAUGCCUAAUGAUGACAUAACACAUCCAACACCAGAUCUUACAGGCUACAUUACUGAGGGGCAGAUAUACAUUGAUAGACAGCUUCACAAUAGGCAGAUUUAUCCCCCAAUUAAUGUCCUUCCAUCACUUUCACGGUUAAUGAAGAGUGCUAUUGGAGAGGGAAUGACUCGCCGAGACCAUGCUGAUGUGUCCAACCAGCUAUAUGCAAAUUAUGCUAUUGGAAAGGAUGUACAGGCAAUGAAAGCUGUGGUUGGAGAGGAAGCACUCUCUUCGGAGGACCUGCUUUAUCUGGAAUUUCUAGACAAAUUCGAGAGGAAGUUCGUAACUCAAGGAGCCUAUGAUACCCGCAAUAUCUUCCAGUCACUUGAUUUGGCUUGGACACUGCUUCGCAUCUUCCCCCGUGAACUACUCCACCGUAUACCAGCAAAGACCCUAGACCAAUAUUACAGUCGAGAUGCAACCAACUGAUAAUAGCAAGCAAACUCCUUUUCUCUAGUUUCACUGAGAAAUUCUUUUCUUUAGUAUAAGCUCCCCAGUUUUUUUUUUUUUCUUUUUUCUCCCUUGUUUUCCUAUAUAGGCUGCAUAGCUUGUCAGUACCAGGUGAAUAAAUGAGGGGGCUCUUUCAAGCCCCCUUACUAAAGCUGUUCAUCUAGGUUUCUAGUCAUCGAUAUUCUUUUAUGAAGAACCAUUUAGCUUCUGUAAUAUUUCUACUUGUAUUUAUAUAUUUUUGCUACCCAGAUAUAUUGAAUGGGCAUGGCAUAAUAAUUGAAGCCUCGGGAAGACAGGAACUAGUGUUUACUGAAUGUCAUGUUUGUUUGGUUCCCUA